AUCCAUAUAAAUUCAAACGACUGAUAACAGAAUGCUCGCGGAAAAACGAAGCAAAUUGAAGAAGAAAAAUGGCGUCAGCAUCAUUGCUUCUUCCAUUCGGUUCUUCAUUUUCCAAAUGCUUAUCUGGGCGUCAUCAAACAGUUCGAAAAAUCAGCAUUGAAGGUUUUAUGAUACAGUGCUCAAGUUCAGAAUCUAGGCUGCAAGCUUCAAAGACUAUCGAUCACAUAAAGGAGUGGGAAUUUGUGAAGCGUAGAGACAUAAUUGGAUUAGGUUUUGGCCUGUCAGGCCUUCUGCUAGGCUCAUCUUCUGCAAAAGCAGCUGGAUUACCCCCAGAGCAAAAAUCAAGGUUGUGCGAUGAUGACUGUGAGAAAGAGAUAGAAAAUGUACCUAUGGUAAGUACUGAGUCUGGCUUGCAGUACAAGGAUAUCAAAGUUGGUAGAGGACCAAGCCCUCCAGUUGGAUUUCAGGUUGCCGCAAAUUAUGUUGCCAUGGUUCCCUCCGGACAAAUAUUUGACAGUUCACUGGAGAAAGGCCAGGUUUACAUUUUCCGAGUCGGCUCUGGUCAGGUGAUCAAGGGACUGGAUGAAGGGAUCCUGAGCAUGAAAGUUGGAGGAAAACGUCGACUCUACAUUCCAGGACCAUUAGCUUUUCCAAAAGGCCUCACAUCAGCUCCAGGAAGGCCACGAGUGGCUGCUAAUAGUCCAGUUAUAUUCGAUGUUAGUUUGGAGUACAUACCUGGCCUUGAAGAUGAAGAAGAGUAAACGUCACUAAACUUUCAUCCACUCCAACCUUCACAUUCAAGAGGUUCGCUAUGUCUAUGUAUUGUAUAUUUCCAUUACUACAUUCUUUAAACUACACAUUUCAUUUCGUGUAUCAUUGGUAUAAAUCGAGAAGUCUAGGUGUAGUUCUGUCAAUUUUUGAUCAACGGGUCCUGAGAAAUGAAAGAAAUUGUGAUUCUGCCUCA
Molecule: messenger RNA, 964 nt
Organism: Olea europaea var. sylvestris
Lineage: Eukaryota; Viridiplantae; Streptophyta; Magnoliopsida; Lamiales; Oleaceae
Product: peptidyl-prolyl cis-trans isomerase FKBP16-3, chloroplastic
Exons: 7
Coding region: 69-761 (230 amino acids)
Molecular function (GO): peptidyl-prolyl cis-trans isomerase activity
Source: RefSeq, a predicted model, not a curated record